Argentina anserina (silverweed cinquefoil) is the source of this 1511-nucleotide messenger RNA. RefSeq names its product putative pentatricopeptide repeat-containing protein At1g10330. Gene Ontology annotation, molecular function: protein binding. The record is from RefSeq and is a predicted model, not a curated record. Lineage: Eukaryota; Viridiplantae; Streptophyta; Magnoliopsida; Rosales; Rosaceae. The transcript has a single exon. Bases 1 to 1416 code for a protein of 471 amino acids.
AUGGUACAGUCAGCUGAGUCUUUGCUUCAGCUACUCCAAAGCUUCCUGAAAAACCCAAUCCAAGUCAAACAAAUCCAUUCCCGCCUAAUCACCAACGGUCAUCUCCUCCCUAACCCAAACCCUAAUUCCCCAAAAUGGAAGAGGACUCUUCUUUACAACAAUCUGAUCAGAGCCCACCUCGAUUCCGGCGAACCCCACAAGACCCUUUUGCUCUUUACCCAAAUGUUGUCCCUUUCAGCACAACCCAACAGCCACACUUUUCCUCCGGUCGUCAAAGCCGCCGGUGGCUGGUUGCGGUGCUCCGGUGGAGCCCUCCACGGGCAAGCUGUGAAGCGCGGCGUUUGGGGGGACCCGUUUGUGCAGACGGCGUUUGUGAGCUUGUAUGGUAGGUUUAAGGAAGCUUGGGAUGCACGUAAGGUGUUUGAUGAAAUGACUGAGCCGUGUGUGGUUGCGUGUAAUGCGAUGCUUGAUGUGUUGGGGAGGAAUGGGGACAUGGCUGGUGCGGUUUCGAUAUUUGAGAGGAUGGUGGAGAGGGAUGUGGUUACGUGGACGAGUGUGAUUAGUGGGUUUGGGAGGAAUGGGUGGUUUGGUGAGGGGGUUUGGUUUUUCAAGAGGAUGAUGGUGAGUGAGGAUGUGAGGAGUGGUUUGGUGAAGCCCAAUGAAGCUACUUAUGUUAGUGUGAUUUCUUCUUGUGCUAAUUUGGAAGGGUGGGGGUCUUUGUAUUGGGGAAAGCAAGUUCAUGGGUAUGUUGUUAGGAAGGAGAGUCAGUUGAGUGUGUUUAUGGGGACGGCGUUGGUGGAUCUUUAUGGGAAGUCAGGUUGUUUGAGAAGUGCUUGGAAUGUUUUUGAGAAAAUGGAGGUUAAAGAGGUUUGUACAUGGAAUGCAAUGAUCUCGGUGUUUUCUUUGAAUGGGUGGGAGAAGGAGGCUUUGGAGUUGUUUGAGGAAAUGAAGGUGGAAAAGAGGUUGCGGCCCAAUGUGGUUACAUUUGUUGCGAUUCUCACAGCUUGUGCCCGUGGGGAUUUGGUGAAGUGUGGUUUGGAUUUGUUUAAAUCAAUGUCCAAGGACUUUGGGGUUGAACCGGUAAUGGAACACUAUGGUUGUGUGAUUGAUCUCCUGGGCAGAGCAGGGCAUUUUAAGGAGGCAGCUGAACUUUUAAAGAGCUUGCCUUUUGAGCCUGAUGCUUCUGUGUUGGGGGCUCUUUUGGGUUCUUGUAAGAUUCAUGGGACCGCUGAGCUGGGAAAUGAAGUUGGGAAAAGAUUGAUCGAGUUGCAGCCACAUCAUUGUGGACGAUACUUGGUUCUGUCAAACAUUAAUGCUGGGAAUGAGAGGUGGGAUCAUGCUGCUGCUGUGAGGAAAGAAAUGGUACAUGCUGGAAUUCAGAAAAGUCCAGCCUAUAGUAUGAUUGAUGUAAGGUAGAAUUUGUGCCACUUAAUUUCUGCAAUGGCGAAUGACAAUGACAGCUAUUUUUCUUUAGAAUUUGAUGUUAGCUACUAUAGAAUGACAGAACUCAG